This is a messenger RNA of Syzygium oleosum, 895 nucleotides long. RefSeq lists its product as uncharacterized. The transcript has a single exon. The coding region runs from base 100 to 609 and encodes 169 amino acids. NCBI's taxonomy places the organism in Eukaryota, Viridiplantae, Streptophyta, Magnoliopsida, Myrtales, Myrtaceae. The record is from RefSeq and is a predicted model, not a curated record.
UCUCCUCGUCCUUAACCCUAGCCUACCUCCCCCCCCUCGUGCACUCCUCAUCCUCCAUCUUUCUCUCUCUCUCUCUAGAACAAACCUUGAAGCGAAACCAUGGCGGACACGCCGCUGAAGCGCCAAAGAGAAGAAGCGGAGGAGACCCACGUCGACGGUCAAGCGGAAGACCAAGCGAAGCGCCUCAAGCUGCCGCCGCCGCCGCCGCCGCCGCCGCCGUCGUGCCCCAGCAUCCUCUCCUUCCUCGACGACCAGCUGGACGACGGCCAGAUCUCCAGCCAGGACCUGUCCUCCCUCAUCUCCGCCCUCCAGGACGAGCUCGCCUCCUCCGAGUCCGACCCCGGCCUCCCCUCCGAGCCGGAGCUCGCGUCGCCUUCCUCCUCCUCCUCCUCCCCGGAGGAGGAGAGCGACGGCGACGAGGACAAGGAGAAGGUGUUCAGACACCUGCUCGUGGCCUCCGACGACGAGCUCGGCCUGCCCAGCAGGGAGGACGAAGGGGCGGAAGCGGGAACGGGCGGCGUGGAGUUCUUGUCUUACGACGGCCUCUGGGAGCUGGAAGACGAGGCCGCCAAUUACUACACCCUGUUGCAGUCCGAGCUCUUCAUGUAGGGGUCCAAUUUGCAAAGCAGGCUGUUCCGAGCGGGGGUGGAAGUGGAAAAAAAAAAAGUAGCGGAAGUGGGGUGGGGGGGUUGCUGCAAAGUGAAGGGAAAAAAAUUUGUUUCUUUCGUUUUGUGCACUCUGCCGUGGAUUAAGACUUAGUGUUAGGGAGGAAGCUGUUGGGAAACUCUAGAUUAGAAGACAAUGAACUGUGAAUGCACAAAGAGAUGAUUGAAAUUUGUUUAGCCAAGUUUAAAUGUGAAACAGCAAUUAGAAGCAUCAUUUUCAUGGUGGAAAA